Molecule: messenger RNA, 3710 nt
Organism: Dreissena polymorpha
Lineage: Eukaryota; Metazoa; Mollusca; Bivalvia; Myida; Dreissenidae
Product: G-protein coupled receptor dmsr-1-like
Exons: 2
Coding region: 762-1955 (397 amino acids)
Biological process (GO): G protein-coupled receptor signaling pathway
Cellular component (GO): membrane
Molecular function (GO): G protein-coupled peptide receptor activity
Source: RefSeq, a predicted model, not a curated record
CAUAUGGACGGACACGAAACAUCAAUUCGUCUUCGUCCCUUAAACAUAUAACACAACGUUCCAGCGAUUUUUCAUCUGUAUGCUCACCUCACUUUUGUCUUUAUUCAUCGGCGACACUAGGAUAAUUGUAUAUGUUAUGAGGAUGAGUUAAAUAUGUGUGUGGUUCGUUGCUGAGUAAUGAUUUCAUAUGAAAAAGGAUCGUUUAUUAUCACAUGGAUACUUGAUAAUAAGAUAACGUGUCGAUCGCCCAAUUAGGCACCCUUACUGUACACAUCAACGCGGUUUGUUGCAGCAACAUGUAUAGCUAUCUGCUGAUAUCGGUGAACAACACAUUAAACCUUGGGAUAAGUGUAAUGGAACAGGCAGUGCGCGCUAAUAAGGGACAUCAUCUUGAUUGAAGGAACAUGAGCUAUUGUCGGUGAAGGAAAACCAUUUCUUCCGCAACAAUCUAUUAAUCAUGUAUCUAUAUAUAAACGAUAUGACAAUAUCUCUCGUACAUACAUCACGUACUGCGUCCCCACUGGACUGUGUUAACACUCGGUACAAUUAGUAUACCGUCUGAAAGUAUUCCUUAGAGAACUUAACUAGUUAACCGACAUCGAUAUCUAUGAGAUGGAUUGUUUUAUAUAGUACUGUAUAAUAUUGUGUUGAAAGUAUAAACCUAUUGCAACCUUUUAUUCAUAUAGUAUAUUAACAUUAAGCGUGUACGCUUAAGUGUUAAAGAACUUGAUUCAAUAACUAAAACGUCCGCUUUUAGUACAAUGAUGUCGCAAACAUAUUCGAAUGCGAACUCAACAAAUAUCACUUUUCUGGACUCGUCAACGCCGAAAUACAUAGAUGUGGCUACUUACAAUCGUCUUCAAGAAUUGAAGUCAAGUUACGCAAAUAUCCACGGGUAUCUCAGCACUGCUGUGUGUUUGAUAGGUAUUCUAGCGAACAUCGCAAAUAUUGUUGUGCUCAAUAAAAAGCACAUGCGAACCUCAACUAACAUCAUCCUGAUGUGGCUCGCCGUGGCAGAUCUGUGUACGAUGAUUGAUUACGUUACGUUUGCACUUCGAUUUUAUGUUUUCAAAGAAGAAGGAAUGCCGUCCAUGUUUUACAACAGGACGUACGGAUGGAUGUGUUAUCUACUGUUUCACGCAAAUUUCAGUUUGAGUAUGCAUUCUAUAUCCAUCUGGCUAACGAUAAUGCUUGCCAGUUUCCGGUUCAUUUAUAUUUUCAUGUUUUCUCGAGCAAAUAAGUACUGCAGUAUAAGGCACGCGAAAAUCGUUAUCUUGACAAUAUACAUAGGGGCUGUGGUAUUGUGUAUACCAAACUACAUUUCCAAUUACUGGAUACAGAGUAACGUAAAAAACACCGUAACUGGAAAAAACGAGACAGUGUUCUCAUUUCACCAACGUAAUCACGGGCCUUAUGUAUACAUAUUCGAUAUGAAUUACUGGAUACAGUCAAUAUUAAUCAAGCUUGUCCCAUGUGUGCUUCUGACGAUUUUAACAAUAAUGCUGAUUCUGGGUCUACGGAAGGCGCAUCAGAAUCAUGUUCAGGUUAAAUCACAAGGAAUGCGCAAGGACGAUGUAGAGAAGCACCACGAACACUACCGCACGACGGGCAUGCUCUUGGCAGUGGUUAUUCUAUUCUUGAUAGUUGAGCUGCCCCAAGGAAUCAUGACAUUGCUGAUGAUCUUUAUGCAGGAUCUCUAUAAUGAGUUGUACAAUCCUCUUGGGGAUGUCUUGGAUAUUGUUGCACUGUUAAAUAACGCUGUAAAUUUUGUGUUGUAUUGUUCGAUGUCAAAGCAAUUUAGGGAUACAUUCAUCGCAACGUUUUGUAAAUGUUUUACUUCGGAUGAAGAGAGAGAAAAGUGGAUAAAUAAGACUUUGAUCACACAGCGCAAUGGGGCGUCAAUACGAAGGAUUUCCAAGCCUCGUGUCAAUGGAUCGCUCGGUCAAAUGGUAUAGCUAUCAUGGCGAUCUUAGCUGAAAAUUGAAAGUUGAAAGAUAAUGAGAGAUUAUCACUAUAUGCUCUGAAAUUUCCAUUUACAGAACGAAGGAAUUUAGUGUCUGAAAUCGAAGUUAAAUAAAUAAAUGAAAAUGAAUAUCUGCAAUUUGUCUCAAGAUACAUGUACCGUGGGUCCCUUAUGAUAAUUCCGGUAAAUAAGUUCGUGAUAAAGGACGUCAAACUUAACUUAUUCAUGAGCGGUGUUAUUUUUAUACUUUUUACAUAUUAUCUUACAAACAUUAAAUCAUACGACAACAUUCUAGUGAUUAGUAUAGUUACUUCAAUUAAUUCUAUUAACAUGGGAAAACUACUGUAAAAUAUACAUUCUGAAAUAUUUAUGUACAGAUAUGUUCCAUUACGAACUUAAAUAUAAACACAUGUAAUAUCUUUUGAUGACGGCAGUUUAAAUAUUUGAAAAUAUGUAUGUUCAUCUAGAUGUACAUGUAUUCAAAAAGGAUACUGUGCGUUCAGAUAUAUUAUUGCAAUAUCAAACUCAUUUGUACAAUUUAGAUUUCCUGUUGACAUUUUAUUUAAUACUAUUUUUUGAGUGUGAUAAAUUAAUACAGUAUUAGUCUUUCAUAAAUAAGCAGUUUACAAAAAAUAGUAAAUACAUAUGUAACUGUGUAACGUGUAUAAAUAUUACUUGAUAAGUCUGUGUUAUAUUCAUUAUUAUUUAUUAAGUAUCAUCGGACCUUGCAUGUAAAUAAUUGAUUAAGGUGCAUUUGUAUGAUGAGUAUUAGAGUUACGCUUAAGCAAACGCAGGUUCGUUGUAUAAAGUUGGUAAUUAUUGUUUUUGUUAAUUAUUUGCUUCAUUUCAGCCAUUUGUGCCCAUCUUUGUUUCACCAUAUUUAUUAUUGUAUCGAUAUUCAUGAAUUGUGCUCUUCUAUUUCAAGUGAUUUCCAGUAUGUCCAUGUUCAACCUCCAACGGUUUCAAUAACCGUUCAAUCUAUUCUUUUCUAUUGAUGUUGUUCGCUAUUCAGUAAAUUCUGUACUGUGUCGCCUGUGUUUCAUACUUAACAAUCCUAUUAUUUAGAUCGGAAAUUUAGGAUGUUGCGCAAAAUAUAAACACGAAAACGCCUAUUAAAAGAUGAUAACGCUUUCAGUGACAUUCUCGACCACUCCUACAAAUAUCAUACACUUUCAUUAGAUUAGCUGUAGCAAAAUAGCGGACACGUAUUGAAGCACUUUAUGUUCAUAACAUUAAUACAUUUUUUGGUACAUUUUUACGUUAAAUGCGAAUAGUGUCCCCGAAAUAUUUAAGGUAUAAAUACAGCAAGAAUGUGAAGACUGUUCAUACAAUGAGAUAGGUUUAUCAGUAAGUUAUUUUAUAAGUUAUUAUUUUCGAUAUAAUCGGUGUUACAAUUAAAAAAUAUCAUUGUAUUGUUUUAUAUGUGUUUUUUGCUGUAAUAACUCUUUUAGAGAUAUUGUCAUCUUGUAAUUUUAAACAUACGUUAUUGAUAAUUUGAACAUUAUUACCAUCAGUUAACCAAAGACAAAAUAAAAACAACAACAUAAAGCCUUCACAUUUUUUAAACAAAAGCAAAUACUGUAUGACUUAUGCCACUUUCAGAUAUAGUUAAAUCAAUGCUAUUCACUAGGGUUUUACUAUGUGAAACAUUUACUUUUCAAUAUGCACUUUCAAUUUUCAUGUAUUAUGACUGUUUGUGGAUUUCCUGAUUAAUAAUGUAGUGGUGUUGAAUUUGAAGAGUAACAAU